UAACCAUGACCUAAAUUCUACAAGACAGAAAUGCACACAAGCACAUUGUUAAAUAUAAAAAUCUAAUGGAGUUCAGACAAUUUCAGCAGAACUGUACACAUGCAUCUUCUUUAAAAGCAGACUACUAAAAAAUAAUUCACCAACACAGUGAAAAUAAACAGUAAGGUCUAAUAUUUAAGACAGUGAACUCAACCUUUUAACUUGCUUGUUUUCAUACAGGGAUAAUACGGUAUAGCACUAAAAUUCAGACAUGUAUCUGUCAAAGGCAAAAAAAGAUAACAGCACUUUUAAGUGAGCAUCAGUUUUAUACUUUAAUGAAAGUGAAGCUCGAAUUUGGAUGGAACAAGCUUCAAACUGGGCAUGUGUGGAUCCUGCCGUCUCCUGUAUUUAAAUGGAAGCUGCUGCUGCUGCUGCCCUUUACUAAGCUGAAGAUGGACUGAGGCAAUCUGAAGCUCUAGUGAGAAACUCUGCACUGGAUCUCACGUUAUUCCAGAGAACCUAAAAACCUGCUUUACACAAACACAAAAAGCUCAUUCAAAGGGGGAUCUCUUGUCCCUCUGAGGACCACAACGGCACCAAAAUUGUGGAGUCCUUCAACACAUGGAAUGACUCGGAAGCCAAAGCCUACACACUGAUGGACCUGCCUCUUAGAGCCCCAACAGUAUUUAUAGAAAGCUCAACAGAAAAACAUGCAAGGCAACAAUGCUGCGUAUUAUCAAUGCAAAUAACUGUUCAGAGUAUUCUCAAAGGACAGUUGCUACAGUGGGGAUUCCGACAGUGGGAUUUUUAUUCUCCCCUGACAACCAAGUACUCAUACCACGGGGUGACAACAAGAUGACAAUGCAAGAUGUUCCUGGUGCCUUUCCUACAGUGGAUGUCCCAGACCAUGCUCAUUAUACAAUUGGAGUAGUCAUUCUUAUAGUGGGGAUCACAGGAAGUCUGGGUAAUUUCCUGGUCUUCUAUGCUUUUUGCAGGAGUAGGAGCCUUCAGACUCCAGCCAACAUAUUCAUCAUCAAUCUAGCUAUUAGUGACUUCCUGAUGUCCAUUACGCAGUCUCCAGUUUUUUUCACCAAUAGUCUCCACAAACGCUGGAUUUUUGGUGAGAAAGGCUGUGAGCUGUAUGCCUUCUGCGGAGCUCUUUUUGGCAUUACAUCUAUGACCACUUUGAUGGUGAUUGCCUUGGACAGAUAUUUUGUCAUCACAAAACCUCUGGCUUCCGUUGGAGUGAUGUCUAAGAAGAAGGCCCUAAUAAUCCUGGUAGGAGUCUGGCUGUACUCUUUGGCUUGGAGCCUCCCGCCUUUCUUUGGAUGGAGUGCGUACGUUCCUGAGGGUCUGCUGACCUCCUGUUCCUGGGACUACAUGACUUUCACACCAUCAGUCCGUGCCUACACAAUGCUGCUUUUCUGCUUUGUCUUCUUCAUUCCUUUGAUUGCUAUCAUAUACAGCUAUGUCUUUAUAUUUGAGGCUAUCAAGAAGGCCAACAAGUCUGUUCAGACAUUUGGAUGCAAAAAUGGAAAUAAAGAGUUCCAGAAACAGUAUCGGAGGAUGAAAAAUGAGUGGAAGAUGGCCAAAAUUGCACUGAUUGUCAUCUUGCUUUAUGUCAUUUCCUGGUCACCAUACUCUGUUGUUGCUCUGAUAGCUUUUGCUGGGUAUUCCCACGUUCUAACACCCUUCAUGAACUCCAUACCAGCUGUGAUUGCCAAAGCUUCUGUCAUCCAUAACCCCAUCAUUUAUGCCAUCACUCACCCCAAAUACAGAAAAGCCAUUGCAACAUAUGUUCCUUGCCUUGGAUCCCUGCUGAGAGUUUCUCCUAAGGACUCACGGUCUUUCAGCAAUUAUCCCUCCUCCAGACGAGCAACUGUAACCAGCCAGUCUUCUGAGAUAAGUGGGCUGCAGAAAGCAAAAAGGCAACUGUCUUCUCUCUCUGACAGUGAAUCAGGCUCUACUGACACAGAUGAUACCGAAACUGGUAACCCCAGUAUGUUCUCCAGACUUGCUAGCAGACAGAUUUCCUAUGAAAUGGGUAAAGACACAAUUCAAACUAGCAACAUAAGAGCCAAACCUAAAUUGAAGAGCCAUGAUUCUGGGACUUGUGAGAAGCAGCAAACAUCUGAAAAAUGCACCUUGGAGGAAAUCAAGAGAGGUGAGACCCCGAACGGUAUUGAACAAAGAAAAGGAGAGUUUCACCAUGGACCGUCUGCAGCCCAAAUAUCCAGCAUUACAAUAACAUAGAACGUCCAAGGAGUAGACCUGCCUUCUGGAUAUAACUCUGGUUUCUUGUACCCUAAGAUGAACAGCCACAAGCAGAACAAGAAGUCCAACAGCUGAGUGGUGCAAGCCAGAAUGUCACCUUAGCCAAUACUUCUGGAACAACUAUGGACCAGCUAAACCCAGAAUACCUUCCUACAUUGUUCUGAAAUACUUCUACAAAGACACAACACAAGACAGGCAAGGAUAAAAGCAAGAGGAGUAAGCUUUUCAGCAUCAGAACUCUCUCCAGUGGUUCACUUCUUGAUCUGAGUCACACUGUAAUUUUAUUAUUUCUUCUUUAGGCAGCUCAUUACACCAUUUCUUUCAUUUGGAUUUUACUCUGCUCGGGUAUAUCCCACCACUGCACGGAUCUUACUUACAAGCCUCCUAUGAUUAACAUGAGAGGAAAAGGAAAGUGUAAAAUUCAAAACUAGCCUUUUUUAAUUUAGUGUAGUUUAACUUCAAAGAUAUUGCAGAGCUAAAGCUGAAAAAUUUGGGGAAAAACAUACAUUACUUCCUGAAGACAAUUUCUUCACUGUUGUGAAGUUCCUCAAUCAAAUGAAAACUUAAUCACAGUCCAGUGCUCCCUUCUCUCAUUAAUGACACAUUUCCCCUUACUUUCUUCUACAAUCCUUCUACAAAAAAAAAUUGUAGAAAGAAUUGCCUUUCUUCUACAAAGGCAAUGCACUUGAGCAGUAAUUUGAAGUCUCAGAUCUUUAUUUUAAUUUCUGAGAUUCUGGGGAAGAGAAAGGAACAACACUGAGGAUGAGGCUAUAGUCCUUUCCAUACCUAGCUUCUUUUUCCAACAGUCAUUUAAGAGACCGGUUUAACCCACUCUUAGCUAACCUCCCCAGAGCUUUAGGAAAGUAUUAGGAAACGCCUAAGAAAAGAGCCCUUGAAACAGUUCUUCCCCAUGGACCCUCUAGGAGUUCUCCCUGUGGUUGCAAUAAUGCAGGGAAGCCAGUAAGUCAUUCUGUCCUAAGUAAAUCAGUUCUUCCUUAUGUCACGUCAGAAAAAACCAAUGAAAAUGUAACCAGCUUAUUCCCUCGAAGGGAAAAAAAGUAAUCAGUGGGUUCCAGAAGAUUUAGGGCAUUGUUUUGAAGCAAACUUUCGGAAACUUACUUCAAACUGACCUUUAUUAAAAGGAAGGUUAUUAAAACUAAAAAUGGAGGUGAUAAUCACUUCUGUAGCAGCAAACCAUUAGAUCGUGAAAAAGUGGGCUGUUCGGGCUGGUAAUAAACUGCUGAAAGAAACAAACUAUACAAAACCCAGGAUGUUUUUAUGUAAACAAAAUCAUAGGCAUUAGAGAUGGAAAGGAGCUAUUACAGUUCCUCCCUUCACCUACCACAACCGGAUAUUGUCUCCAGGCAGAGGACAAUAUUAAACUGAUAAUAUAUACAGCUAGUAAUAAGGAGAAAGAAGAGAGAAAACAUACAAUCUUCAAACAGGAAGUACUUUCAAAGAUAUUCAUCAAGUCUGAGGAAUUUUAUUACGACUUAUUGCUUAGGCUUUUAAAAUUAUUUAAAAGCGUGAAGCAUGAUCAUGUAAUUCUUCCCAUCUUUUGUCAUGGAAGCCGUUCACACUAGUGAAAACUGGGAAGAAAUGCUAGAAAAUGCUGCCCAUUUCAUAUGGGUCCCAAAAGGCUGAACCUGUCAAGAAAAUAGGUCAAACCUCACACAUGCUGUUUCACGUGUUAAUAAGAAGUGCAUGGUAUGUGUCAUUAAGAGCACUGCUCCCAUCAUGAUUUUGUUCCCAAGUAGUAUUCUUGAAGACUAUGCUCUGCACUCUUCUGCAUUCCCUUCCACUUUUAGAGGGUAUGAAAAGAAUACUUCCCUGGCUAGAAAAGUCUUACAAAUCCACAGCAUGUUGUCCUCUAUAUCCUUCAACUCCAACAUGUACUAGAGAUUAGUUUGUAUCUACAAAAAGAACUACAGCUGUUCACGUUCAUCUACUUACAAGAGGCUUGAAAACCAUAUAUUUAUUAGGAAGAAUUUGUUUGGGAGCACUUCAAAACUCCUGCGUGUACUCCCUGUGUAACUAACAGCUUUACCUUCCCUUCACCUCCUCUGAGACUAUAAAAAUCAUUCAGGGCAAAGCCUACAAAAUGCAUUUCACCUGAAUAUCUCUCCAAGUGAUUCACACUGUAACCCCACUGGCAUUUGGAAUAAACCAUUAUUAGUUCAUA
Falco peregrinus (peregrine falcon) is the source of this 4435-nucleotide messenger RNA. It is a transcript of the gene OPN4, whose product is annotated as opsin 4. Gene Ontology annotation, biological process: G protein-coupled receptor signaling pathway; visual perception. Gene Ontology annotation, cellular component: membrane. NCBI's taxonomy places the organism in Eukaryota, Metazoa, Chordata, Aves, Falconiformes, Falconidae. Gene Ontology annotation, molecular function: G protein-coupled receptor activity. The record is from RefSeq and is a predicted model, not a curated record.